AUGGAGAAGGUGCUCAACACCCUCAUUCAGCAAUUCAAUAAGACGAGGGAAUCACUAAAAGGUGUGCAGCUGAAGAUCAUCAACCAUUGCGACACAAAGGAGGAUAUUAUCCAAAACAUCCCCACCACUCCAUGCUACAUGAACUACAUUGUGUCCACUAAAGUCCUCCAAGAUGCUAAGAAGGCAGACGCCGACAUGCUAGACAUCAUCUCCAACAUGCAAGAGACCAUGGAGAAGACAAUCAUUGCCUACAAGAACAUGAUCAAACACCUCCUUGACGACUAG
This is a messenger RNA of Lactuca virosa, 285 nucleotides long. NCBI's taxonomy places the organism in Eukaryota, Viridiplantae, Streptophyta, Magnoliopsida, Asterales, Asteraceae. The record is from the annotation of a GenBank genome assembly.